AUGGCGGCCCUUCUCUAUUGUUUGUGCUUCCUCUUAACUGUGUUCCAGGGUGGUCAAUCUCAAUCAUCUCAGUCAUCUACUCUCGAGGCCAGUGCUCUUCUCGAGUUCAAGCGAGGUGUCAAGGCAUUUUCUCCACCAUGGAUCUUGGAUGUGCUUCCAGACCCUCUAGCGAAUUGGGACGUGAGUAGCACAAGCUUGUGUAACUGGACAGGAAUAGCUUGCAAUCCACAAGGCCGGGUGGUAUCCCUUGCUCUUUACAAUAUUCCUUUGAAGGGGCAAAUAUCAUCCUCUCUCGGUUCCCUCGAGUUUCUGGAGCUGCUCAAUCUGUCGUCCAACUAUUUGUCGGGGGGGAUUCCAUCGACCUUGGGUAACUGCACCAGGCUACAGUCCCUAGAUCUCACGUUCAACAAUCUAAACGGAAAGAUUCCGGAGUCUCUGGGCCAACUCUCCAUGCUGCAAAGCCUAUUUCUUGAUGGGAACUUACUUGGUGGUGAGAUUCCCUCGAGCCUAGCGCGGUACUCCAGGCUUGAGAAGCUUUCCUGCUGUUGCAAUCGCCUCAGUGGACAGCUUCCAAGCUUCUUGGGACAGCUUCGCAAUCUCACGCUCCUGGAUCUCAGUUACAACUCUCUCAAUGGUUCCAUACCAAGGGGCUUUGCAAAUCUCUCUAGUUUGGAAGAGCUGAACCUUGAAGGGAAUGACCUCGAAGGAGAAAUUCCUACGUUUCUCCUGGUGAGCAAGAGUCUUGUUGGUUUGCACUUGCAUGCGAACAACUUGGAAUCAUUUAGCUCUGAGUUUCAGGAGAUUUCUCCCGAGAACAACCAGGGUCGUAUGGAAGUUUUGGAACUAGGCUACAAUCAGAUAACAGGCAGCAUUCCAUCGCAAUUCUUCAGCUACUUGCCAGCUCUGAAGUUCAUCUCCCUCCGGAACAACAAUCUCACAGGUGGCAUCCCAGAAUUUGGAGACCACUGUGUCCUGGAAACCAUUAUUCUGAGCACCAACAACUUAACAGGAGAGAUCCCCGAAUCUGUGCUACACUGCUCACAGGUCACAAAGCUGGAUCUUUCGAGGAACAGGCUCACCGGAGUAAUUCCAUCAGAACUAGGUCGAAAUUUGAGCGCUUUGACAAACUUUGACGUGGCCUUCAACACGCUGGAUGGGGAAAUCCCUGUUUCCUUGCCAUUGUGCAUCAAGAUGAGCCGCAUUGACAUGGGCGUGAACAACUUCACUGGCCAGCUUCUUCCCGAAAUUUCCAAGCUUGAGCUGCUUAGUAACUUUUUUAUUUCGACCAACAGGUUGGUGGGGACCAUACCGCUGGAAUAUUUCAACAUGGCGAACCUUGGCACUUUGGACUUAGCGAGAAAUAACCUCUGGGGCUCUCUCCCACAAGCUUGCAACCUGGCGAGCAUUAGCAAGCUCGAUUUGUCCUUCAACUCACUCACAGGGAGCAUUCCAUCUUGCCUUGGAAACUCAAGCUCGCUGUGGACGCUGGAUCUCUCGGGAAACCAGAUCUCAGGAGAGAUACCUUCUAGCCUGGGCGCCAAUGCUUCACAGCUCUACUACUUGGACUUGUCACAAAAUCUUCUGGUUGGCAGCCUUCCUGCCUCUCUGGGCAAUUGCUCCAGCCUCUCCAUUCUCAUGGUGGCAAGGAACCAGCUUGGAAAAAUAGACAUGGAUUUCAGCCAGAUCCACAGUCUGGUUCACUUGGAUCUUUCCCAUAACGAGUUCGAAAGAGAUCUAGUCCUCAGUUCCAACACCAGCAACAUCAGGAUUGCCAACUUCCGGGAUAACAGGUUCUCCAUGAUGAUUCCAGAAUCGAUCUGCGGGUGGACUGCAUUGACUCUGUUGUCAUUCUCGUACAAUCAGCUCCACGGGUCCAUUCCCAGCUGCAUUUGGUCCAGCCUCCCGCAGCUCAAGACCUGA
Molecule: messenger RNA, 1920 nt
Organism: Selaginella moellendorffii
Lineage: Eukaryota; Viridiplantae; Streptophyta; Lycopodiopsida; Selaginellales; Selaginellaceae
Product: LRR receptor-like serine/threonine-protein kinase FLS2
Exons: 2
Coding region: 1-1920 (639 amino acids)
Molecular function (GO): protein binding
Source: RefSeq, a predicted model, not a curated record